AUGGUGGUGACGAGUUGGAAUUUAUUUCUGGAUAACGACAAUGAGGAAGAAUUUAAAAGAGAAUAUAAAAGAGCAUAUAAAAACCCUUUCGAGGGUUUAUCUUUUAGCUUUACUUGCGAAGGUAGACCAGUCGGCUUUUACGCGGACGUGGAACAUGACUGCAAGAUUUUUCACGUUUGCAACGAACACGGCGAAAGAAUUCCGGUGUUCUGUCCCUACAAAACGCUGUUUGAUCAGAGACAGAGAAUGUGCACGGAUGAAGAAAUACCUUGCAAGCAAUCGGAGAAAUGGUAUUAUUUGGACAGCUCGAAUUACUAUUCUUACUUUAUGGCAUCUAAGAAAAACUCUGAAGUGACACUUGAAGAAAUCGAUGCGUUCACCGUUAUACCACUCGAGGUUGAUUAA
Molecule: messenger RNA, 405 nt
Organism: Dinoponera quadriceps
Lineage: Eukaryota; Metazoa; Arthropoda; Insecta; Hymenoptera; Formicidae
Exons: 3
Coding region: 1-405 (134 amino acids)
Cellular component (GO): extracellular region
Molecular function (GO): chitin binding
Source: RefSeq, a predicted model, not a curated record